CAAUAUCAAAACUGUUAUGGAGACAACCUCUGGUGAAGUGUAAGGCUAUCCUGUGAAUAAAUGCUUUUAAAUGAAAAUAGAUGUUCUGCGUAUUACACAAGUUUUCAUUUUCUUCAACCUUGCUCAAAGAUUCAAAAGCCCUAAAAUUCAAUUUAGGUGCCCUUUUUAAAAAAAUAUUUUCAACAAAAACCCUCAACUAGUUUAAUCUAACGCGUGAUUAUUAUGGGACAAAGACUUGAUAUAUACAAAUAUUUUACGAACGCGCUAUGAUCUCCUUUCACAAUCAUAUAUGAUCGAAUAAGAUUAGGCCUUCUUUGCAGCAAAAUUUACCAAAUCGAAACCAAACAUAAGUUUUUUAAAAAAAUAUAUACGGAUGUCUAUGUUAUCUUUAAAGCCCUAAGCUAAGAGAACUAUAAUUGCAUGCCUUAUUUUUAGAAGAACUAAUUGCAUUGUUUACCCUCCCAUAAUCACAUGAUUUGCUCUCUUCUUUUUGUUCAACACGUGAUUUGUUCCUUUUUGUUUUGAUGUUAUUUUUUUUUGUUUAUUCCACUUUAUCUAAAUAGUGCAUAUAUUUCAAUCUAUCUUUUCUAAACACAUCCAAUGUUUGAAUAAAAGUAGGGCCAUCAUGGAAAAAAAGUCUUUGAUUCUCCUGCAAGAAAGUCAACCACUAAGGUCAGCCAGAAUACAUCUGAGAUGACGUCUUUUAUUAAUGUGGAAACUAUUCUACUCGUGCCCAGGACAAAAAGAAAGUGCCUAAAGUACGUGAUCCGAACAAUCUUAUAACAUUUAAUGAGAUCUGGUCAAAUCACCAAACUAUUUGUUUAUACGAGAAAAUCACAUCCUAGUCUUAAAGACAAGUCUCAUCAUCAUUACAAGAAAGCCAUCUAUCUUGUCCCAAUACUAAACCCUAACAACAACAUCACAGUUAGAAAAACUUCAAUCUCUUAAAUGGUGAGUCUAUUUUCCUCAAGGAAGAGAUCGAGGAAAGAAAGAAAGAACCCUUAUUCAGAUCUCGGACUCGAAAAGUUCUCUGCACUUCUCUCCGACCUAGACGAGAAGAGACAAAGCAUUUACGCAACGAGGGUCGACUCAGAUGGGCCGCCACUUGUUCGGUUUGUGUUCAAAAGCUCGGGAGAGUGCGUCCCUAUCAUGAUCAAGACAAAGAAGGUAACCAAGAAGAAGGAUUCUCAAGAUGAUUUAAACGUCAAGAUCGAAACAAAAGUGGAAGAGGAAAACGAAACAAAGAAAACAGAGUUGGUAACAGAGCAGAAACAGAGCUGUGUAUUGAACGAGAAUCUGAAGAAGAUUUCAAGACCGAAGCAUUUUUUACCCGUGACAACAAUCUUGGUUCUAAUCUUCUUCGUGUUCUUUGGACGAACAGUAUCGAUCAUGUGCACUUGUAUAGUUUGGUACUUGGUUCCAUUGAUCAAGGAACAUUGCAGAAGGAGAGGAUCAUCACAACAUGAGACCGAAAAGAAAAACAAGAAGAAGUUUCCGCAUCUGGUUGCUCCGGGUAAAACACGACGAAAACUUAAUUAACUUCUUUUUUUUUUGAAUGUUUUGUGCAUAGUUUAUUUUGUUUAAACGUUAAUAGUUGUUAAUAGUUUUGAAAUACAAAAAUCUGUAAAUUGUGAUUUUUAUCAUUUUUCUAUUGUUAAUGAUAUGUAAUUAUUCAAAGUUUCCGUCAUUCCUUGAUUCAGUUCUACAUAAUUAGUUGAAUGUUUAAUCUGAUUGAGAAUUUUAGGGUCUACUUGUAUUUUUGGACAACAUGAACUAUUUUCACUUGUUUAUUAUACUAACGGUUGGUUUCUAUAGGGAAAUUUACUGAACAAUAUAUUAAAUGUUCUUUAACUGCAAUUUGAAACAUGGAGUUCGGUACUAGUUAGUUAGGCCGGUUUGAGGGAAACUUACCAAAGUCAGACCAGUCUAAAUUGGCUUGGUGUUUCGGUUAAUUUGAAAUAAAUGUCUUAAAACCCUGUCCUUUUGUUACAACAUCAACGGUCUAGCCUAAAUCAAAAGUAAUGUAUCAUGAUUUACUAACAAAUCAAAAGUAGAGGAGGAGAAAUAGAAAAAGAAUACAAAGUUGCUAACAGAGAAAAACAGAGUUGUGUAUUGAAUGAGAAUCUAAAGAAAACCCGUGACAACGAUCUUGGUAUUGAUCUUCUUGGUGUUCUUUGGAUGAACCGUGUCGAUUCUGUGCACUUGUAUCGUUCAUUACAUUGUUCUAUUGAUCAAAGAACAUUACAGAAUGAGAAGAUCAUAAUCAUACAAGAUAGAAAAGAAAAACAAGAAGAGUUUCCGCAUAUGAUUGCUUCUGGUAAAAUCAUGGUGACCAAAAAUUAAUUAACUCAUAAACACUAACCAGCACUGUCUCUUAAUAAAGUAGAAAGAAAUCAAACCUCAGUUAGUUCAUGAAAUCAAUCAUAUUUUAGCCUGG
Messenger RNA from Brassica rapa (field mustard), 2437 nucleotides. RefSeq lists its product as uncharacterized. The record is from RefSeq and is a predicted model, not a curated record. Lineage: Eukaryota; Viridiplantae; Streptophyta; Magnoliopsida; Brassicales; Brassicaceae.